AUGUGGGAAUGUGAAUGGGCUGCCUUGAAGCAGACAGACCCCGCAGUUGUGGCUUUCAUGCACACAUACAGAAAGCCAGAACGCCUGAAUCCCCGAGACGCCCUUUUUGGCGGUCGCACAAAUGCUCUAAAGCUGUACCACAAGACUGCUUGUGAUGAAAAAAUAUUCUACUACGACUUCACCAGUCUCUAUCCCACAGUGCAGUCUAAAAAAGACUAUACUGUAGGACACCCUCAAGUCAUUUACACCAACUUCGACAAGCUAGAAAAUUAUUUCGGCUUUCUUAAAUGCACAGUGCUCCCACCUAAGGGUCUUUUUCACCUUGUCCUACCCUACAGGUGCCACGGCAAACUGAUGUUUCCACUCUGCAGCAUGUGUGCUGAAGACCAGAACCAGCACACUGCAUGCAGGCACAGUGACAGUAAGCGGGUGUUGAAAGGCACUUGGGUCUCAUUUGAGCUUGAAAAAGCUGUUGAGAAGGGAUACAGGGUUCUUUCUAUUGAUGAGGUGUGGCAUUUCCCCAAUAAGACCAACACAUUGUUUAAAGACUAUGUGAAAGCCUUUCUAAAACUAAAACAGGAGGCCUUGGGGUAUCCAGAACACGUGAAAACACCUGAGGAACAGCAGAAGUACAUAGAUGAGUAUUAUGAGAAGGAGGGUAUAAUGCUAGACCCAUCCAAGAUUUGUGAUUUACAGGGUUAUAAGUGGGUGAGUUGGCGAGUGUGGUUGUGUCGUCUGGGUUUCGUGCUCUCCCUGGGUCUCCUGUGGAUUUUAUUUUACUGGUUGCCACGGUUUGCUGUCCUUGUCCGCUGCAGUCCCUGCCCUCCAGCUUUGGCAGAUGUUCUAAUAUUAAAAGACUCUUCUGGACAGCAGUUUGUGGUGGCGGUCCUCACUGAGGAGGUCGAGGAGGGCAGUUUGGAGCUGCUGGGAGAGUUAGAGGAGCCAGACUGCAGAGAUACUGUUCAUCUGUACACAGGGGAGAAAACGCUGCUGCGGUACUACCUGUUUGAAGAGCUGCGAUACAUCUGGGUGGACAGGAAGGGUGCUUUCUGUUGUGUUAGUUCUCUUCAUGAAGACUGGACCUGCAGUAAACUGUAUGAGUUCCAAAGCGGACUGAGUCCUCAGGAGCAGAGCUCAAGGAGAAGCAUAUAUGGAGCCAACCUCAUCAAUGUACCAGUAAAGCCUUGGAUGAGGUUGUUGUUUGAGGAGAUCCUCAACCCGUUCUAUGUGUUCCAGCUGUUUGGCAUUAUCCUUUGGAUAAGUGAUAACUAUUAUUAUUAUGCCACAGUGGUCCUUGUACUCUCUGUCGGCUCCAUUGUUUACUCACUUUAUGAGACCCGCAGACAAUCUAUCACUUUGCAUAACAUGGCCAGGUUGGUCACAGACGUCACGAUCCGCAGAAACUCAGGAGCAAAGGAAUGUGUGAGUUCGAUAGACCUGGUCCCCGGCGACUGUCUCAUCAUCCCACAGAAAGGUCUGCUGCUUCCAUGUGAUGCUGUGCUGCUGGCUGGGGAGUGCCUCGUUGAUGAGAGCAUGCUUACAGGUGAAAGUGUCCCAGAGCUGAAAACUCCACUGCAGGCUGGUGACAGGCAGUACAGGUCAGACACAGAGCACAGACACACCCUGUUCUCUGGUACUAAGAUCAUUCAGGCCAAAGGCAGCAGGUCGGGAGAUGAUGGUGCUGUUGCUGUUGUCACAAACACUGGGUUUUUUACAGCCAAAGGUCACCUAGUCAGCUCCAUUCUGCACCCUCAGACAAUCAACUUCCGCUUUUACAAAGAUGCUGGCAGAUUUCUACUCCUGCUGGGCAUUGUUGCUCUCUGUGGCUCUAUUUACAUUUUUGUGGCCCUCUACGAACAGAAUGCAACCUGGCAGGAGCUGAUUGUUAGGAGCUUGGAUAUUGUGACCAUUGCAGUGCCACCUGCCCUGCCUCUUGCCAUGACUGCUGGCGCUAUCUAUGCCCAGAAAAGGUUGAAGAAACAGGGUAUAUACUGCAUCACUCCACCACGCAUCAACGUCUGUGGGAAGGUCUCUCUCUUCUGCUUUGACAAGACAGGAACUCUGACAGAGGGGGGUAUGAAUGUGGAGGGAGUGAUUGAGGGAGGACCUGGUGGUUUCUCUGAGCUUGUCCAUGACCCCAGCCUCCUCCUUCCAAAGCCUCUCCUGUUCAGCCUGGCCUGCUGUCACACUCUUACCCUGCUAGAAGGUCAGCCCCAAGGAGACCCUUUGGAGCUCAAAAUGGUUGAGUCCACUGGUUGGACUCUCCAUGAGCCUGAGGGAGAUGGGAAUGUGGUGCCUGCAACAUUUGGAAGGCACAAGGUUUUGGCAUUGAUGAAACCUCCGACUCGGUCUCUCCAAAAUCGAGAAAUAUCUGCAGUUGCACUUGUGCAAAGGUUUCCCUUUUCCUCUGGCCUGCAGAGGAUGAGUGUAGUGACUGUGGCACAUGGAUGGGACUCAGCUCUCGCUUUCAUGAAAGGAUCACCAGAGAUGGUGAUAAGCCUCUGUCAGCCUGAAACAGUGCCUGCACAAUUCUCUAGUAAGCUGCGUGAAUACACCAGUGAAGGCCUCCGUGUGCUUGCACUCGCCUAUAAACGAGUAGAUGUGAACUCUGACUUGAACACCAUUGAAAGAGAGGAAGUAGAAAAGGAAAUGCAUUUCCUUGGUUUCCUGAUGAUGAAGAACCUAUUAAAGCCUGAGAGUGCAGGAGUCAUUGACGUCCUGAGAAACGUAAACAUCCGCAGCGUGAUGGUCACUGGAGACAACCUUAUGACAGCUGUUAAUGUCGCAAAAAGCUGUAAGAUGGUAAGAUCGGAUGAAAAUGUGAUAUUUGUCACAGCGGCUCCCCACACUGACCAGGCUGACCCCACCCUGACAUUCAGAUUGGAAGACCAAGGAGCCAAUCCUGACCAGCGUCCAGCAGAGGUUAUUACUCAGAUUCUUGUUGCUGGUCCUUUUGACUAUCACUUGGCUAUUAAUGGCAAGUCUUUUGCUGCCCUCCAUGACCACUUCCCUCAUUAUCUCCCGAAGGUUUUGAUGCGUGCCACAAUAUUUGCACAAAUGGUCUCUGAGCAGAAAACCCAGCUAGUAAAGGAGCUACAGAACCUGGGAUACCGUGUAGGCAUGUGUGGGGACUGGGCCAAUGACUGCGGGGCACUGAGAGCUGCUGAUGUUGGGAUUUCUCUGUCUGAAGUGGAAGCCUCAGUCGCUUCACCUUUUACUUCCAAAACUGAAAACAUCACUUGUGUGCCUCAGCUUAUCAGAGAGGGCCGAUGUUCUUUGGUCACCUCCUUCAGUCUUUUCAGAUACAUGUCUCUAUACAGCCUGGUUCAGUUCUGCUCUGUCAUCAUCCUCUGCACGGUUAAGACAACUUUAGGUGACUUCCAAUUCCUUUAUUUUGACUUCAUUCUCGUAACUCUGCUGGCCAUUGUAAUGGGGAGAGGAGGCCCAAGUGAGGAGCUGCACACCUUCAGACCCCCAGCUAAUCUGCUAAAUUUACCAAUCCUAGGCAGCCUGUUGAUUCACACCUGCAUGAUCAUCCUUGGACAGGUGGCUGCUCUCCUCAUCACCACUUCACAGAACUGGUAUAUUCCACUCAAUUCAACUGUUUUUGAGACAGACAAUCUGCCAAACAUGGAGGACACGAGUGUGUUUGACCUGUCAGGUUUCCAGUACAUCAUCAUGGCAGUAGUAGUCACUAAGGGCUACCCUCACAAAGAGCCAAUCUUCCAGAACUGGUCGUUCCUUCUUGUGCUGUUCUGCCAGCUCUGCGUGAUGCUUUGGCUGGUUUUCCAUCCCCUGCCUGCAUUUUUCCUUCAGCUGUACAACAUCUCCGAUAUGGUGUUUAAAGUGGUGCUAGUUGGUGUAGCUGCGAUCAACUUUUUAAUUUGUUUUCUUGUGGAGAUACUGAUAGACUGUGGUGUUUUAAAUGGAUUUCGUCGACUGUGGAACAGAGGUCCAUCCAAGAAACAGUAUAAACGCCUCCUGCCUGACAUCAGAUUUUGGCAGCCCCUUUAUGAGAAUGUGAUCAUCAGUGAAGCAGAAAACUGA
This is a messenger RNA of Pelmatolapia mariae (spotted tilapia), 4047 nucleotides long. RefSeq names its product polyamine-transporting ATPase 13A2-like. NCBI's taxonomy places the organism in Eukaryota, Metazoa, Chordata, Actinopteri, Cichliformes, Cichlidae. The transcript is spliced from 28 exons. Gene Ontology annotation, cellular component: membrane. Gene Ontology annotation, biological process: DNA replication; transmembrane transport; regulation of autophagosome size. The record is from RefSeq and is a predicted model, not a curated record. The coding region runs from base 1 to 4047 and encodes 1348 amino acids. Gene Ontology annotation, molecular function: P-type transmembrane transporter activity; DNA-directed DNA polymerase activity; ATPase-coupled monoatomic cation transmembrane transporter activity.